ACAUUUAUUCAUAUCCUCUGACAUAUUGGAAACUUUGCAAGCAAAAGUAGAUGAUUUAAUGGACCAGAUAUCAUUUCCACUGGCAGAGAAAGGAAUGUAAAAGGGAAGACACAACGAGACAUUUUUGAGAUAUACUAAGCUUAAAAAAAAAUGGCUCGAGAAUCAGGUAGAAUAAAGGAUGCAUGUCAAAAAAGAAUCCUUGAUGAUGCUGCACGUAAACGCAGACAAAAGAAGGCAUUGGAAGCAUUGGAGCAAGACAAUUUUCAUGAUGAUCCACAUGCCGAUUUAGUAAUGAGCAAAAAGGUACCGAAAUUUCAAGAAACGUUAGACAACAGAAGUGGCAGAAAAAAGAAGACUCGCUCUGCAGAAUAUUACAAGCAACGUUUCCGCAAAACUUUUGCUCAACUUGUUGAAGAAGAUCUCAAUAUGAAUCCCAAUCCACCAAACUAUGCCAGUGCUCAGGCAUCACCGUCCCGGUUUCCCGAAAGACAUUUUUGUGCAGUGUGUGGUUUUCCCAGUAAUUAUACAUGUAUACCUUGUGGCGCUAGAUAUUGCUGUGUGAAGUGCCUAGGCACUCAUCUUGAUACGAGAUGCAUGAAAUGGACAGUUUAAGAAUUUUUAUUUAUCUAAAAUUUUAGUAAAAAUAAAUGCAAGAUAGUCCAAAAUCUAUUCUUUCAAAAGAGAAUAAAUACCUAACUGCUUCAUAUUAAA
This is a messenger RNA of Pogonomyrmex barbatus (red harvester ant), 711 nucleotides long. RefSeq names its product zinc finger HIT domain-containing protein 1. Gene Ontology annotation, biological process: chromatin remodeling. The record is from RefSeq and is a predicted model, not a curated record. Lineage: Eukaryota; Metazoa; Arthropoda; Insecta; Hymenoptera; Formicidae.